This is a messenger RNA of Brassica oleracea var. oleracea, 654 nucleotides long. RefSeq lists its product as uncharacterized. Gene Ontology annotation, molecular function: RNA-DNA hybrid ribonuclease activity; nucleic acid binding. The coding region runs from base 1 to 654 and encodes 217 amino acids. The transcript has a single exon. Lineage: Eukaryota; Viridiplantae; Streptophyta; Magnoliopsida; Brassicales; Brassicaceae. The record is from RefSeq and is a predicted model, not a curated record.
AUGGUAAACCUCCCUCCUUCGGGGCUCUCUCAACCUCUAUAUCCUUGGAUUCUGUGGAACCUAUGGCUUAGUAGGAACCAGAUUUUGUUUGAAGAUAAGAGGUUCUCUGAGAUUGAGACUACCAACAAAGCAAUCAAAGACUGCCGUGAAUGGCAAUUGGCUCAGCCCCUCAAGCCUCCGACAGCACCAAUAAAACCCCCUCUCCCUCCUCGCGCUCAAAACAAUCAUGAUCCUACAAAGAAUCAAACUGUAUGUUUCUCUGAUGGAGCUUGGGAGAGUGCGACUGGUCGGGGAGGAAUGGGAUGGAUCUUAAAAAACCAGACAGGACUGACGCUACUCCAAGGCUCUGGUCAUCGCCGGUAUAUUGCAUCAGCCUUGGUGGCGGAAGCACUGGCCAUGAAAGACUCCAUCUCCGCUGCUAUUAAUGUAGGUUUCAAAGACUUACUCUGUCUCACAGAUUGUAAAAGUCUCAUUGACAUGGUUAUAGGAAACUCCUCUGUAACAUCUAUCCAAGGCAUCCUCCACGACAUUGGCGUGAUGAGUCGAUCGUUGGAUUCUAUCUCCUUUUCCUUUAUCCCUCGCACUAGGAAUGAAGCUGCUGAUAGACUAGCUAAAGCAGCCCUUGUCGUUUCUGUUAUUGCACCUUUGGUGUAA